Molecule: messenger RNA, 2823 nt
Organism: Suncus etruscus (white-toothed pygmy shrew)
Lineage: Eukaryota; Metazoa; Chordata; Mammalia; Eulipotyphla; Soricidae
Gene: DTHD1
Product: death domain containing 1
Biological process (GO): signal transduction
Molecular function (GO): protein binding
Source: RefSeq, a predicted model, not a curated record
AUGGAUACAGAAGAUAUGAGCUCAGGAAAACUUGGCCAAAUCUUGAAGCAAAUUUGGAGACAAAACAUAAUGCUAAAGCAGGUGCUCCAGGGUAAUGAGCAGUUUGAAGACAACGACAAGGGCACUUGGAUAGCUACUGUGGUCUUUCUAGGUCAAGGGCUCAGUGGGGCUCUACAUCAACUUUUGGAUUUCACUGCAGGAAACCUCUAUGCUAUCUGCCAGCAGCUACAUGGAAUACUUGACAAGGAGAAUCAAUAUAUCUGGAGACAAGAAAUUAUGAGUUUCAUAGACUGUCUCAUGAAAAUAAAUGAAUAUUUGGGGAGUACUGCUACAUUUCUCAAAAAAGAAGAAAAUGAGAUGUAUAAUUUAUGCAGCAUGCAUGAUAAAUGUACUCCAAAGCAGACAAUGUCCACCAUUCACGAUAUCAAAGCAACAGACAUUGCUGCAAGAGAGGAACAAAAUGUCAUAGAAACAGCUACUGUUUCUCCCACAAAUGGAGAGGAAAGUCAUUACACAAACCAGGUCCAGUUAACAAGAAAUCAAACCCAUAUGAAUUCAGAAUUAAUAGAAAAAGAAAAUAACACAUCAUUGAAUGGUGACAUAACAGAGAAUGGCAAAUCACAGAACACAAUGUCCCCUGUUGAUGUGGAAAAUGAAGAUAAACAAAAGGAACACAUGACUGUUGAGAACAUAAAUGGCAGCAGGGAAGAGAUGCAUGACAUAGCACAGACAACAGAAAGAGAAUUUCAAGAGACCUCAGAAAGCCAAAGAGGAGAGAUGAUCAUAUCUUCAAUAACAAGUGAUAACUCCAGUAAAUAUGUGAAUAGACUUUCCGAUGAUUCAUUGACUCUAAAGCAAGAGAAUAACAUAGUUGAAAAGGAAUAUCUUGAUGCACUGAGUGAUAAUGACCGCCAAGUGUCUUGUUAUAUCACAGCACAAUCCUAUGUUCUACAGCAUCUAGAAUGCCGGAUAACCAACAAUAUGAGUUCUUCAAUAGUCAGUGAUAAUGAAGAGUUGGUCAGCAAUGUCAUCACUGUUGAGUUCUCAUGUCAAGAAAUGAGUAUUCCAUUUCCAAUCUGCAUUGCAAUUCCAUUUAUUGCACGUUACAGGGGAAAUUAUAGAGAUAUUAUGGUGAAAGUGUCUGAUGUAAACCUUCAGUCAAGCUACUUAAACCCAAAUUCACUUGAAGGAAUGAGAGGAUGUUAUAAGGGCACCUGUGCAGAGGUGCAAGUUUACAAGUUGGGCAUAUUUUCUGUUAUAUCUUGUUUAAAGAAAGAGUUUUUCACAGUUACAAAGAAAGGACUCACUCUCAAGCCAAGUAUGGAUUCUCGAAUAUCCUUAAAUUAUCCUCCUGGAGUUUUCAACUCACCAGUGUGUGUGCAAUUAAAGGUCCAACCAGUAGAUCCAACUUUGGUGGCACAUUUAAGAACACAGCAAGACAUUUCAUGUUUGAUACUAGCCACAAGCCCUCUGAUUCAUGUUCAACAUCCAUUAACACAUACUUUCCAGAAGCCAGUCACUCUGUUCCUACCUUGUUCUCCACACACUGAAAAAAAGAAUCAUGAUUCUGAGACUGAUCAUAAAAAAAUCGCCAGUGCCACAACCAAGAGAAACAUACCAUUAUACUUCAACAGGACAAAGUUGUUUCCCAUCAGAAAACCUGGAAACAAUGCCUGUGAUUCUUUGAGAUUAAUGGGAUUCAGGAGCAGAGACAGUGGUUGGUUUGGAAUUGAUGAUGUUGUGGUGAGAACCAUGCAGAAUGGCUUGGUAUCAUUUGAACUGAAUGAACAUCUAGAGAGGUUCGUUGUGCUUCAGCUCUCUUCCACUGUGGACAACAUCCACUUGGUAUCUUUUGUGAAAUCUUUAGAGGAAGCUCUGCUUAGCACCAUGGCCUGUCUUGUGCUAUAUCACCAGAAAGACAAUCCACGUAGGGUGGUUAUUUCAGUGGUACCUUCUAAAGAGUUGAACCAGCUACUUAAGAGCUUGCGAUUAGAAGGUUUCAGCGCUUCUCCAGAGCCCACCCCGUCUCAUUUUCAAAUAAAAGAAGGAGAACAACUUCUUUUGAGAUUUACUGGAAACAUAUUUGCCUCAAGCAAUGGGAAGGACUAUGGAAACUACUACAAACUUAUUUUUCACUUACAAAGGAAAAACAGAUUGGAACUCCAAAUCAAAGAAGUUGAUGAAUUUGGAAAUUACAGCUGCUCUCAUUAUAAGGGCACUAUUGUAGUUUAUAAAAUACCUAAAGAAAAGCUAGUUUUCAACAUGGAUCAGUCUCUUAUAUUUAAUGAGAACCAUUCUGAUUUGCCAAUUUGCAAGUUGCCUUUAAGACUGCCAAAGCACAUAAAAAAAUUAAUCAACCGCCCACGGAGUACCAAGAGAAUUUCUACAGAUCCUUUAGAAACCCUCUGGGACAACUUGCUCUAUUGGCUGGCGGAGGAGCUCACAGAGGAGAACGCCAUGGGUCUGGCUUCGUCCCUCCCUCUGCGAAGCAGCUCCAUCCAGCUCAUCAGGCUGAAGAACCCCGACGACCUCACGGAGCAAAUCCACGAAUUGCUUUCCUUCUGGAAAAAAUCGCUCCCCAAUUCUACCGACAAGCCCCGCUUGCUGGCUCGCCACCUGCGCAAGAUUGGCAGGAGUGACCUCUCAGAGGAGCUCAAAUUCAAGUGGGAGAACAAAGUGUUCACAGAACGCCAGCAGUGGUUUGACAUGGCUGAGUAAAGAUGCGGUGGCAUGCUCUUUGGUUUACUCUAAAAAAAGCAUUCUGGGGGCCUAAUAAUGUCACUCUCAACAUCUUACAGGGAAUUCUCAGAUAGCAUUGGUAGA